Molecule: messenger RNA, 1325 nt
Organism: Hyaena hyaena (striped hyena)
Lineage: Eukaryota; Metazoa; Chordata; Mammalia; Carnivora; Hyaenidae
Gene: NUBP1
Product: nucleotide binding protein 1
Exons: 11
Coding region: 150-1112 (320 amino acids)
Biological process (GO): iron-sulfur cluster assembly
Cellular component (GO): cytosol
Molecular function (GO): ATP binding; 4 iron, 4 sulfur cluster binding; ATP hydrolysis activity
Source: RefSeq, a predicted model, not a curated record
GCCCAGCGGCGCCUACAAGAUCUGCGCAUGCGCCCAGCCCAUUUUCUGAGACUUCCUUCGCGCGGGUGGAGAGCCAGAUUGGGCGCCAGGAGGCGGAAAUACGAAAGGGCGGGUUCCGGUGACCCGCGGAGACGACGAAGACAGCCGGAAUGGAGGAGGUGCCUCAGGGCUGUCCCGGGACCGGCAGCGCCCAGGCGGGCCGAGGGGCCUCAUGUCAGGGGUGCCCCAACCAGCGGCUCUGCGCGUCUGGAGCCGGCGCAGCUCCGGACCCAGCCAUAGAAGAAAUCAAAGAAAAACUGAAGACCGUGAAACACAAAAUCUUGGUGUUAUCUGGGAAAGGUGGCGUCGGGAAAAGCACGCUGAGCGCCCACCUCGCCCACGGCCUGGCAGAGGACGGAAACACGCAGGUUGCGCUUCUGGACAUUGACAUCUGUGGGCCGUCAAUCCCCAAGAUGAUGGGGUUGGAAGGAGAGCAGGUUCACCAGAGUGGCUCUGGCUGGUCUCCAGUGUUCUUGGAAGACAACCUCGGGGUGAUGUCGGUGGGUUUCUUGCUCAGCAGUCCUGACGACGCCGUUAUCUGGAGGGGACCGAAGAAAAAUGGCAUGAUCAAGCAGUUCCUUCGGGACGUGGACUGGGGCGAGGUCGACUACCUCAUCGUGGACACCCCGCCGGGCACGUCGGACGAGCACCUCUCGGCCGUCCAGUACCUGGCGGCGGCGCGCAUCGACGGGGCCGUCAUCGUCACCACUCCUCAGGAGGUGUCCCUCCAGGACGUGCGCAAAGAAAUCAACUUCUGCCGCAAGGUGAAGCUGCCCGUCAUCGGAGUGGUGGAGAACAUGAGCGUCUUCGUCUGCCCCAAGUGCAAGAAAGAGUCUCAGAUAUUCCCACCAACGACAGGGGGCGCGGAGCUGAUGUGCCAGGAUCUGAAGAUCCCUCUCCUGGGAAAAGUGCCCCUGGACCCACACAUAGGUAAGAGUUGCGACAAAGGACAGUCUUUUUUGAUGGAGGCACCAGACUCGCCAGCUGCUGUAGCCUACAGAGGGAUCAUUCAGAAAAUCCAGGAGUUCUGUGGCCUCCAUCAGCCACAACCAGAGCACCUGAGCGCUUCCUGAAACAGGACAUGCCAGACGCAGGCCGCAUGUGCAGUCCAGCCCGAGCAGCGUGGGGACAGAGUGGGGGUCACAGGCAGAAAGGGACCGGACUCUGGUAGGGCGUGAAGUCAUCUUUGAGAGAUGCUUUAAUCAUGAUGUUUGUAUACUUUUCGACAUACAUAAAGGCAUUCUUUACAAAUGUGCCAUCUUAAAAAUAAAAACCUCUGAGCUCUC